AGAGCAGCUGAGGGCAAGAGAGGAGGUGGAGGGGAAGAUGGCGGCCCUGGGGGAGCCUGUGCGGCUGGAGCGAGAUAUUUGCCGAGCUAUUGAGUUGCUGGAGAAGUUGCAAAGGAGUGGUGAGGUACCACCUCAAAAAUUGCAGGCUUUACAAAGAGUCCUUCAAAGUGAAUUUUGUAAUGCAGUAAGGGAGGUAUAUGAACAUGUGUAUGAAACUGUGGACAUCAGUAGUAGCCCAGAAGUGAGAGCUAAUGCUACAGCAAAGGCUACUGUUGCUGCUUUUGCCGCCAGUGAAGGUCAUUCACAUCCCAGAGUCGUUGAACUUCCCAAAACAGACGAAGGGCUUGGAUUCAACAUCAUGGGCGGCAAGGAGCAAAAUUCUCCAAUCUAUAUAUCCCGAAUUAUCCCAGGUGGUAUUGCUGAUAGACACGGGGGAUUGAAGCGUGGAGACCAACUUCUUUCUGUAAACGGAGUGAGUGUUGAAGGGGAGCACCAUGAAAAAGCUGUAGAACUUCUAAAAGCAGCUCAAGGAAAAGUUAAGUUGGUUGUACGCUAUACACCCAAAGUCCUGGAAGAGAUGGAAUCACGAUUUGAGAAAAUGAGAUCAGCAAAACGCAGGCAACAGAAUUAAUACCGAAUUACAUCCAGUAUUAUAGGAAUGGAUUGCUUACAGUAGAUUCUUUUCUGGUUCUUCUCCACAUCUACUUUACAAGGUGUCACAGAAUUCAUAUUUGGAAAAGGGACAAGGAUUUUGCUUCUUCUUCAGCUGGAUAUUAUCUAACAGACUCAGUUGGAUGCAACUGUGCAUAUAAUUCAAGGAAAAGUAUGAUAUUUGUUCUAUUCAUGGAAAUAUUUUAGUUAAACUAUGUUCAUUUUAUUAAUAUGUUGGUCUUUUUCAACUCUCUUGAAUGUUCUAAUGUUUUCAGAAGAAAAGUUUACAUCAACAUUUGUAACUAUGGGAUUUUACAAAUUCUUCUUUACAAUUCAAACCUGUUCUUAUAAAAACAAAUUUGUAAAUUAAUUAAGUAUACUUUAAUAAGCUAGUUUUAGCAUUUGUAUCAUUGUUUUUCUAGUAAUUUUUUAUUUGGCUUUAUUUAAAAGAUAAAAUCUUUAUUUUGAGUAAAAGAUAUAAUACAGUCUUGGCACAAAGGUGUGUCAUCUUCAUGCAAAUAGUCAUAAUUGUAUGAUUAAGUACAAUUUGUAUUUUUGAUGAACAAGUUUUUAGGCAUGUUCUUGGUCAUAAUUUUAUAUUGUUAUUUACAAUUUCAACAUCUAAUCUUGUUUUAUUAAUAUUUUGCAACAGGUGAUGUCUUAUUUAAAACUUUAGUACUUAACAUCCUAAAAUCUAGCAGUAAGCAUUCCAAUAAUUUAUACCUUUGUAUUGAUCGCUAAACAUUUAGCAAAAUUGCAGAGUUUUGUAUUUCUAUUUAGGAGGGGAAUAUUUACAUGCAGUGCAGAAGAAUUCAGUUUAUACUCCUACGUUUUCUCUUGUAAUUCUAAAUAUAGUUUACCAGUGCUAUUCUUGGAGGGCAAAACAGCUUGUGCUUCUAAUCAUUAUGAUAACUAUUAUUAUCACUGUUUGAUAUAGUUUACCUCUGAGUGCUAGCGAACAUAAUUUUUGGCUAGGGAGCACGAUCAGGAAAAGGUUACUGUACUGAUGUCUUGUUUGUAGACUUUCCACAAUUAUCAAGAUGGUCAGUGUGGGAAGGAAUGCUGAAUUUUCUUGAUUCUAUCAGGUUAGUUUUUCAUUGAAAACAAUGUUAAGGACCCACUUCAGGAAUGAUUUUGAACGACUUUCUAAUGUUUUCUACAACAUGCAGAGUUCAGUCAUUAUGCUCUUUGUUGCUUCCAGAGUGCAGCUAAAAAAACUAAGAAACGUUAUGAUUUUUUAAAAAGAAAAGUGUUAACAUUGGAAAGAUACUCCUCUAUAGGAAAAGAUAACACUUAAGGACUGUGUAAACCUGUGGGUUAAUUCUAGACUAAAUAAUACUGAUCUAACAGGUUUUUUCCUAGGUAAUUUUUCUACUUUCACAGCCUUUAGUAAAUACCUUUUUCUAUGAUCUGUUUUAAAACAAGCCUAGUACUAGUAGCGUGCAAAAAAAACAAUGACUACUGAAGUAAUAUGAAAAUGAAGAAAAUGAUGGCUGGAACUAGUCUGAGCUGUCCUGUCUCUUCCUGUCAUAACUAAGAAUGCUCUGUUUCAAAACAGCAAGGGCUAAAACUCUUAGUUGCCUCCAUCUUAAAGCAUGCACUGCCUAGCAUGACAAAGUGUCUUUAGCAGCUAGAGUUAUGCGGUUGUUCCCCUAUGAUACACUGUGGGUCUUUAAUGAGUGGAAACCUCAUCUGUAUUUGGUCAUUGUUAGGCUGCAAUUCAUACCAGUUCCAAUCACUGGUAGUGCUAUGUCAGGUGAGAGGAGAGGGCACUAAUCCAGUGGUUUAGAUAUUGGGUUCUGCAUCUCUACUUUAAAAUGUCAGUUGUCAAAGAGCUUAACAUUCUCACAAAAUUGACCUAGUGCGUUUGGCCAUUUAAUCUGCUUCCUGGAGAAUGGAAGCCAUUGGACAUUGUCUUUUGGUAUUGUUAAAUAACUCAUUAUGCCACCGUAUUACUGUGUUAUUGGGGGGAGGGGAGUAUUAUUCUAUUUUCCCCAUAACCUCUACCUUUACAGUUUCAAUUGUGAGAUAAAUGUGUGAGCCUUGUUCUUUCCUCAUAAUUUUGUCAUCUCUUCAGUUUUACUCCUUGACUGAGAUAAAAAUUUUAAUCUUCUCACCUCUUUAAGGAACUAAAUGAAGAUUUAAAGUUUGCACCUUAAGAAUCCUUGAUAUGAUCUAUGUAACAUUUGCCUGAGUGUCUGCUGGUUGUUAUAGUUCAAGGGAGUAAUUGUCCGAUAACAUCUGUCUUCUGAAUGACUAGAACAUGCAGUGAAAUAUAAAAGGUCAUAGGAAUAGUCUUUUCUUUCUAUGUCAGCAUAAUCAUGUUGAAUAAGAUGAUCUUAUAAAAAAUUGUAGAGUCUGGUACAAGUAAUUGUAAAUGUUUUUUGGCAUUUAGCAAUUGUGUGUUUGCCUGGAAUAAUAGAGUACAGAUUAUUGAAAUCCAGCAACUGUAUGAAAUACAAUUUUUCGAUUUGUUAAGACAGCAGUGAAUUGCAGCCGGCAGCAGUAAACAGUCUGUAGAACCACGAGGCUUAAUUGUAUAUUUUUAUGAAAAUUAAUAUUGACUAAGACCAAGUGAAAUAGUUGGGCCAGUCAGGAAAUAUUUUAUAGAGCUAGAUUUGUGUUGGAGUUUACUAUAUUCAAGAGAAGGAUAGAAUGAGAUAAAGGCUAUUAUAAAAUGUAUUCAUGUAUUGAACUUAGCAGCGUGCUUUAUUACUCUAAAUAAAUAGUUUGGAGUAGCCAGGACUGCUAUAAAGUUUUAUAAUAUAUUAUGCAAACUUACUUGGAAGUAAACAUUCAAACGAACAUAAGAUUGUAAUCUGAAAAUUAGUUCUUAACUCAGUGGGUUUUUUUUUUCUUUUUGGGUUUUGUGGGUUUGUCCUAAAAAAAACUGUAUGUGAGAUAAAAUGAUUGUACAAAGGAAUAGACAAUGACAAAAAUCCCAUUUUAUGACUUAUUAAUAGCAAGGAGCAAGUAAAAAGGAAUACAAUAGGGCAGGACAAAGUAAUCAUAUUCUUUAAAGUUAAACUGAAACUGAAAAGAUUCACCCAAACGUCUUAAUUGCUGUAAUCCAUAAUAUUUCAUAAAUGGGAUCGUGUGGCAAGGUUGAACUGUCAUUUUUAAAUUCAGAUUAAAUUUGUUCAAUCAAGAAUCAAGAAAUUAAUGUCAUUGAACACAUUCAUUGACAACACUGUAUUGACAUAUGUGCACACAUGCAAUAAUUGAAUCAGCAAAAACUAAAUAUUCUGUAUAGUCGUUAUAUAUUUAUUGCUGUUCCACAGCCCUAUUUUUUAGGAAUCUGAAAAUAAACAUUUGAAAUUUCA
Molecule: messenger RNA, 3974 nt
Organism: Thamnophis sirtalis
Lineage: Eukaryota; Metazoa; Chordata; Lepidosauria; Squamata; Natricidae
Gene: LIN7C
Product: lin-7 cell polarity scaffold C
Molecular function (GO): protein binding
Source: RefSeq, a predicted model, not a curated record